This is a messenger RNA of Zophobas morio, 2559 nucleotides long. It is a transcript of the gene ss, whose product is annotated as aryl hydrocarbon receptor protein 1. The transcript is spliced from 8 exons. The coding region runs from base 28 to 2346 and encodes 772 amino acids. Lineage: Eukaryota; Metazoa; Arthropoda; Insecta; Coleoptera; Tenebrionidae. The record is from RefSeq and is a predicted model, not a curated record. Gene Ontology annotation, cellular component: aryl hydrocarbon receptor complex; nucleus. Gene Ontology annotation, molecular function: protein dimerization activity; nuclear receptor activity; transcription cis-regulatory region binding. Gene Ontology annotation, biological process: regulation of transcription by RNA polymerase II; response to xenobiotic stimulus; xenobiotic metabolic process.
GUCGUCGCGGCGCCCCCGACGCCCGCCAUGAAUCAGCUGGGAACGGUCUACGCCACCAAGCGACGCCGACGGAACGGCAAAAGUUUGAAGCCGACGCCCAAAGACGGGGUGACCAAGAGUAAUCCGAGCAAACGGCAUCGGGAGAGGCUCAACGCCGAAUUGGACACUCUCGCCAGUCUUCUGCCCUUCGAGCAAAACAUCCUCUCCAAGCUGGACAGGCUUUCGAUUUUGAGGCUUUCUGUGAGCUACCUACGCACCAAGAGCUACUUUCAAGUUGUUAUGCACAAAGAUAAGGAUGACGGUGGCCUACAUAGAUCCCGGGAUCUCACCGCCUUCGACCACACUCCUCUCGACGGAGAGAUGUUCUUACAGGCCUUAAACGGAUUCCUUAUGAUCCUCACGUGUGAAGGAGAAGUUUUCUUCGCCACGCAUAGUAUAGAGGGCUAUUUGGGGUUCCACCAGUCAGAUAUUGUCCAUCAAUCCGUCUACGAGCUGGUCCAUUCCGAAGACCGAGAGGAGCUGCAAAGGCAGCUAAUGUGGAACUCGUUUCUUCCACCAGAAUCCGCAAACAUGGGUCUCCAAGACGUCCUCCUCCCCGAGAAUUGUCACUUGCUGGAAAGGAGUUUCACGGUGCGCUUCCGAUGUCUCUUAGAUAAUACUUCCGGUUUUUUGCGUUUAGAUAUACGAGGUCGAGUGAAGGUCCUCCAUGGACAGAAUCGGAAAUCCGACGAGGCUCCACUAGCCCUUUUCGCGAUCUGCACGCCUUUUGGUCCGCCGUCCUUGCUUGAAAUACCUCAGAAAGAAGUGAUGUUCAAAAGUAAACACAAACUAGAUUUAGCAUUAGUGUCCAUGGAUCAGAGAGGGAAGAUGCUCUUGGGUUACUCCGACUCGGAGUUGGCUACAAUGGGAGGCUACGAUCUCGUGCAUUACGACGACUUGGCUUACGUAGCAAGUGCCCACCAAGAAUUACUCAAAACGGGAGCGUCGGGUAUGAUAGCGUAUAGGUUCCAAACCAAAGACGGCCAGUGGCAAUGGUUGCAGACUAGUUCAAGACUAGUGUACAAGAAUUCGAAGCCGGAUUUUGUAAUAAGCACUCAUCGACCUUUGAUGGAGGAAGAAGGUCGCGACCUCCUCGGCAAGCGCACCAUGGACUUCAAAGUCAGCUACUUGGACGCGGGUCUUCCAAACAGCUACUUCUCCGAGACAGAUCAAAUCUUAAGCAGCACAUCGAACGUCGUUCAACACAACAUUCCCGUGACGCCGUCUCGCGUCAACCGAAGAUACAAAACCCAGCUUCGGGACUUCUUGUCCACUUGUCGUACCAAACGCAAACUCUCGCACAGUUCCUCCAGUGGACAAGUGACCCCUCCCGCUAACACGACGGUCACGGCGGCCGUCGUCAGCCCCAUGCCGGCCGUGGACUACAUCACUCCCGACGGAUGCGCCGCCUACAACAUGUACAGUACGACGUACCCCACGGCCACCCCCGACCACAGCCUCUCGUACAUGAGCCACUCCAAUUUCCAGCACGGGCUGUACCCGACUCCCACCGCUCUGGACAACCGGUACUUGACGACGACGGAGAAUCUGUUCCACCAGUACAGGCCGCUGAGCACUUACUACCCCGAGUACCACCACGGCACCGCCGCCAGUCCGUACGUGGGCAACGGCUUCCCCACCUACGAUCCCACCCCCACUUCCGCUAGUCACCAUGCCUCCUAUCGCACGACCGUCAUGCCCGUGGACGAGAAGCUCUACCCCUGCCAGCAGGUCGUGGACGCGCCCGCGAAGUACCCGGCGUACGUGGACUCCUCCAGAGGGUACGUCGUGGCCAACAACAAGUGUCUGGACGUGGGCUGGCCCUAUUCGGUCAGCCCGUCGUCGGGGAUCAUCCAGCCGGUGCAGGUUAUGGAGCUCAGCAAGCCGUGCAAGAUCUCCAAGCACCCCGCACUCGACGGGAUCGCCUCCAACCACGCCGCCUCCCCCGUCAACGCGGGCCUGUUGACCCCCAAGAUGGAGGAGAUCAAGUCGGACGGGUUGAACGACGCGCAACCGCAGCACUUUUCGCCGGUGCAGGAGAGGCAGACGGUGCUGAUGUGGGGCUCGAACCACGUCAACCCCUCGCCCAACUCGACCACGAGGUCCCCCAGCCAGGAGUACAACGCGCCUACGUCGGAGGGCUGCGAGGCUCUGAAGAGUCUGGCGGAAAUUAGCAACCCGGAGAUGUGCAAAUGGAACGGUGAGGAAAACAAGACUGAACCGGUUCAGACCAGCGAUUCGGACAGUCCGCACCAUCACGCCGCCCAUCACAACCACCACAAUUCCAGAGUGGUCAUGGUUCUAUGAUGAACGUGGUGUUGCUGGUCCGCAGCAAUUGUACAUACAGAUAUACAUACUUUUAAUAAAUCGCACAUACAUUCAAUAUUCCACAAUGAUAUAUACAAAAAACAUAUCUUCCUGCAUUGUGUUUCGUUGUCAAUGUCUUCGAUUUAGAACUUAAUACUCUUAGUACGUGAAGUGUUUUUGUUUGGAGCAGCUGAGAUGGUUCUUAGUACCUAU